Molecule: messenger RNA, 1668 nt
Organism: Lotus japonicus
Lineage: Eukaryota; Viridiplantae; Streptophyta; Magnoliopsida; Fabales; Fabaceae
Exons: 9
Coding region: 442-1347 (301 amino acids)
Source: RefSeq, a predicted model, not a curated record
UCUUCUUAUCAAUCACCUUGACUCCUAUCAUAUCAUCACGCAUAGUAUCUCUCAUUUUUCUUCAUUUAUUGCAAGGUGAAGUCCGUGUCUUAUGGUGUGAAUAAAACUAUAUUGGUAAAACUAUUCCAUUCGAUAAUCUCGUUCCGCUUCACUCAAUCAUUUAUCAUUGCUCUUCCAAUGAACAUAACACAGACACAAGAAUAAGUCUUAUAUGGUAAUCACUAAUCAGGUAAAAGACUGUGUCAAGAUAUUCCAACAAAGCGACAAGGCAGUACUGGAUAACAUGGAUGGAAUCAAAUUUAAUGUCAGCAAUCACAUGUCCAACGUGGGCAAAUAUAGAUCAUACAAUUCUAGUGUCAUCAUAAUUCAGAUCUAACAUCAAUCAGCGAAUAGGUUGUUGGUUCUUACAUCGUAUGUUGUUUGGAUUACAAGGUGAUCCAAAUGGAGAAAACAUCUUGGGCAUGCACUGUUAUCAUCCAAGUGUGUCUCUGCUUUGCUUUCUACAUAGCUCUCAACUUGGGUCAACCUCAGAAAUUGGUCAAAACAAAUGCAAGUGGCCAUGAACCUUUUGAUCUCUACUUCAUCAGUGUCAGAGGGGGUUUCAGACCCCAUUUCCAGCAAUUCCAUCUUCUCAAGCAGAUGGAGAAGGUGGCCAGAAUUUACAAGGCAAGUUUUGUUGUGAGCAGCAGUGAGCUUGGGGAAGAUGAUCCUCUCAUGCAGAAUGCUACUCAACAUUUUCCAUCAUUGAGAAUUCCCUGGUACAACACCUACACUACUGCAGCCUCAAAAUCAGAAGGACAAGAAGCGGUUUGCUUUGAAAAGAAGAUCAAGAUAUCUAAUGGGAAAACCUUAGACGUUAUCGGUGUGGAUACUCAAUUACUGCAAGACUCUGUCUUAAGGGGAUCAUUAAGUGGCAAUAGAAAUAAUAAAUUGCAUUUGCUGAUCAGAACAUUGGAAGCAAACAGUAGUAACUGGCGCAUUGUUGUUGGAUACCAACCACUUAUCAUCUGUGGAGAGAAUAAUAAGGAGCAAAUGAAGAAGAAGCAAGUUUUUGAGUAUUUUCACCGUAUGUUUCUGAAAUUUGCAGUAAAUGUAUACCUGAGUGGACAGGAUUGCACUAACCAUGGCAAUGAUGGUAGUGUUGCUUACAUAGGGAACCCUGGCCUAGUUGAGAAAGAGCCUUAUUCAAUUUUUCUAAAUGGAAACUCUCACUAUAGCAGAGAAUUGGCUAAUGGAUUCCUUCUUCACCGAGUCAGCUCAAUGCAAAUUGUAACCUACUAUAUAAAUUUAGUUGGUGAAGUUGCUUUCAAAAAUGUGCUCCAACAGAAGGGUACAGAUGUUAUGUAAAUAUUUCCAGUUGGAGAUCCAAUUAUUCUUUCUGGCAUUGGUGCUUCUGUGCUGCCUCAAGUUCCAAUUUCAUCUGAAGUUUUCCCCAGCCUGCUUCCCAAACAAGAACAAGUUUUUCAUUUCAAAUCCAUUUUUGACAACUAAGUCUAUAUUUUGGAAUGUAUUGUAAUGUUUAAGAACUUGACUAUGUUCAAGAUUCAUGUCCAGCAGCAGGAUUUGUAGUUUAUUCCUUCCAAGUAUUGUUAUGAUCUUGAGAAGGUAUCUUAAUUGUCUAAUGCAAAUACACAGCUCUCUGUGCAGACAACAUUUUCACAAAAUAAA